CCUUCCUUUUAUAAAAACCCACUUUGGAUUAUCAUACAAUUCACCAACUUUGUCUUCAAAUCCCGCCUAAACUCAACCAAAAAUGGAGAUCCCAUUCAAUUUUCUCAUUACCCUUCUUGUUUUAGCUCCAACUUUGGUUUCUUCAUCUUCAGCCGUUCAAGAUCCGGAACUGGUAGUACAACAAGUACAAGAAAGCAUCAAUGCAUCGAGGAGGAAUCUUGGUUUUUUAUCAUGCGUAACCGGCAACCCGAUUGACGAUUGCUGGCGGUGCGACACAAACUGGGAGAAGAACCGGAAGCGCUUGGCUGAUUGCGGCAUUGGGUUCGGGAAACACGCCAUUGGAGGACGAGAUGGAAAGAUUUAUGUAGUGACUGACCCGAGUGACUCCGACCCGGUUAACCCAAAACCAGGGACUCUCCGUCACGCUGUCAUCCAAGACGAGCCGCUCUGGAUCAUCUUCAAACGCGACAUGGUGAUAAAGCUGAAGCAGGAGCUGCUAAUGAACUCGUUUAAGACGAUCGACGGGCGCGGAGCCAGUGUCCAUAUCGCCGGCGGACCAUGCAUCACCAUCCAGUACGUGACUAAUAUCAUCAUUCAUGGGAUAAACAUACAUGAUUGUAAGCGAGGAGGGAAUGCUUACGUGCGGGACUCCCCAUCGCAUUACGGGUGGAGGACUAUAUCGGACGGUGAUGGAGUGUCGAUAUUUGGAGGGAGUCAUGUUUGGGUAGAUCACUGUUCUCUGUCGAAUUGUAACGACGGGUUGAUUGAUGCUAUUCAUGGAUCAACGGCUAUCACUAUAUCUAAUAAUUAUAUGACUCAUCAUAACAAGGUCAUGCUUUUGGGUCAUAGUGAUUCAUAUACCCAAGAUAAGAACAUGCAGGUCACAAUUGCUUUUAACCAUUUCGGUGAAGGUCUUGUUCAAAGAAUACCCAGAUGCAGACAUGGGUAUUUCCAUGUGGUGAACAAUGACUAUACGCAUUGGUUAAUGUACGCCAUUGGAGGGAGUGCUGCUCCCACAAUUAACAGCCAAGGGAAUAGGUUUCUUGCUCCCAAUAACCAGAACAGCAAAGAGGUGACAAAGAGGGAGAAUACGUCACAGAGUAAAUGGAAGAAGUGGAAUUGGAGGUCAGAGGGAGACUUGAUGUUAAACGGUGCGUUUUUCACGCCAUCUGGGGCAGGAGCAUCUUCAAGCUAUGCAAAAGCUUCGAGUCUCAGUGCCAGAUCCUCUUCACUAGUCACCUCCAUUACAGCAGGGGCUGGUGCGCUUAAAUGCUGGAAAGGCUCGCGCUGUUAAAUUUAACUAAAACACACAAUGAAUAAAACACCACCCAUCAUUAUACAUAAAUAUAACUAUUAAGGGAUUUUACCCUUUCAUUUUAGGAGGAGGAUUCAGGUUUCUGUAAAGUAAUUCCUCAUUUUCAACUUUAUUUUAAUUUGUACAACCCUAUGUCUCCUCUGUUUCUUAGAGGGCACCAUUAGUGGGGCUCAGAAGAAGCAAGUGUUGAUGAGUAGUGAAUUAAUUAUAUUUAAUGCUCAAUAUGACCUGAACUUAAUACAUCACAUUCAUCUAUA
Carica papaya (papaya) is the source of this 1572-nucleotide messenger RNA. RefSeq names its product Pectate lyase family protein. The record is from RefSeq and is a predicted model, not a curated record. Lineage: Eukaryota; Viridiplantae; Streptophyta; Magnoliopsida; Brassicales; Caricaceae. Gene Ontology annotation, molecular function: pectate lyase activity.